Molecule: messenger RNA, 2193 nt
Organism: Strongylocentrotus purpuratus (purple sea urchin)
Lineage: Eukaryota; Metazoa; Echinodermata; Echinoidea; Camarodonta; Strongylocentrotidae
Product: forkhead transcription factor A/B-like
Exons: 1
Coding region: 812-1873 (353 amino acids)
Biological process (GO): anatomical structure morphogenesis; regulation of transcription by RNA polymerase II; cell differentiation
Molecular function (GO): RNA polymerase II cis-regulatory region sequence-specific DNA binding; DNA-binding transcription factor activity, RNA polymerase II-specific
Source: RefSeq, a predicted model, not a curated record
AGGGCGACCCUGCCCACCUAUACCUACCUCCCUGCAAUGGCGGAUCGGGGAGAUGAGAUGCGAAGAUCCAUUGGUAUAAAGAAGACCAGUAUACUCCACACCCCUCCCAAUUACUCAUCCCUGUAAACAUACACGGUACGCCGGUUGACGCUUUCUCGCUUCAGCGCAACCAGACAGUCGACGUUUCGACCCCCUUCUUAAGUGACUGACCACUUGCUUUAAUCACCUGAGCGCUCACCUCUUGUCUCACCACUCUCGCGUCCUCGCUCUACUGAUCACAGGUGAGCCGUUUAUGACCAGUCUGCCCGGCUCCCGACUCGCAGGGGAGGUCAACAGAAGUAUAGUCACCACCUGCGACUGACCAGGAGGAGACUUAUACGUGAUACCACAUUGGACUGAAUUGUCACGAACGAUUCGUCAUCGACGUCGUCUGGCUACAGAUUUCUCGAGGUUCAAGACUCCGUCAUCGUUAUUUAAACGCUUUCCUGAAUCAUCAUUAUGGUCAUUUUGCAUUGCAUUAUUUAAAUGACUGCAUUAUCAGUAUCGAUAUGGAAUAGGUUUUGACAUCGACAGAACUUAAAGGACAACUCUCAGUCUGCUGCAAAGAAAAAAUUAAACGAGUUUUUAUUUAUGACAUUUUUAUUUCAUUUUCAAAGAGAAAAGCUAAAUGAACAAGAAUUGCCUAUCAUUUUUGAAAGAAGUUGGAUUUCUUUGAUGUCAAUCUCUUCGUACUCUCAGUAAGGAUCUGAUUCGUCCCAGUCCUGAUCUCUGAUCCAAGAAUCGUCUUCACCAAAUCUUAUUUAAACAUCGAAUGUUGACCACGGAAAACACCAUUAUGGAUGGCAAAAGUACUAUUGAUAAGAUACCUAUGUCUUAUGAACGUCUUAUUUCUGACUCUCACCACCGCUAUCACAGUACAGAGAUAACUGGAAUAUACGACAACGACAGCGGUUGUGAUUACCGCAUCAAAUAUGAUGACGUGAAGACCGAUAACGUCUUUUCUCAAUCCAGCAAAUCGAGCUCGAUUUCGGAAACGAGCUCCGAGAAUGAAGACUGUUACGAUGGCGUUCGACGCGACUUCGAUCGCGAUGACGACUCGAGUACGACGUGUGCCAAUGUUGGCAGCCCCGUGGUCAAAAGGCGUUUCGCCGACGUCAAGCCGCCCUAUUCAUACAUCGCUUUGAUCACGAUGGCGUUGGAAGGCUCGAAAGACGGAAUGAUGACGUUGAACGAAGUUUACCAAUUUAUCAUGGACAAGUUCCCGUACUUCAGAGAAAAUCAACAACGAUGGCAAAACUCGAUUCGGCAUAAUUUAUCGCUGAACGACUGUUUCAUCAAAGUCCCUCGGGCACCUGGCCGCCCGGGGAAGGGUAACUAUUGGGCUCUGCAUCCAUCGUGUGGCGAUAUGUUCAGCAAUGGUAGUUUUUUACGACGUGCAAAGCGGUUUAAAUUACACAAGAGUAAGAAUGAUCCGGCAGAAGUUCGUCACGUCAACUCCUACGGUCAUUUCAACCUCUGUAGCGCUUAUCUCGGGUCUCCUCAUCCUUCUCAAUAUGCAAGACGGCAUCAUCCAUAUGCGCCAAUUUCAUCACCGCAUCCCGUUCACCAAGCAGCCCAUGAUGUAGCCGACGUCCCGUGGUCGACAGCGGCACCAACCAGUCUUUACCCGUCAUCGUUGGCGGCGUUGUACAACUCGUCGUUGAACCCAUAUUUGCCCGUCAGUGCACUUUCGUCACCUCUCCUCUCAGGGCAUCUCUCCGCCGGUGCUACGGCGGUACCCCCAGGGUACGCUUCGAUUCUUGAUCGAAGCCCAUACAGCUCUCAGGCGGCAGCAGCACAUUACCUUCAUUUUAAUCGAAAGUUAGCUUUAUGAUGAAGCUUGAUUUGCGUGAACAACAAGCUUUUAUGACGUAUUCCCCGACUUGAAUACCGACAUUCUCCAGAUACAAAUUAUGAUAUGAUUCGACAUUAACUUUACUUUCGGAAUUUCAAUAUCAUUCAUCAACAAUAUCAAAUUAAUUAGGAGAUAUCGAAAUCCCAUUCGGUGGAUCACUCUGUCUUCUUCAGUAAUAAUUGGCCUAAGAAAAGGCUAGAUAAGAAUAUUAUUUUACAUAAGUUCAUAUACUUUAACAUUUACAUGAAAUUAUAUAAUUGGCAUAAUGUGAAUUAUAGAACAUAGUUCUGUCUUUGCAG